Penicillium griseofulvum is the source of this 2826-nucleotide messenger RNA. RefSeq names its product NACHT nucleoside triphosphatase. The transcript has 2 exons. Lineage: Eukaryota; Fungi; Ascomycota; Eurotiomycetes; Eurotiales; Aspergillaceae. The record is from RefSeq and is a predicted model, not a curated record. Gene Ontology annotation, molecular function: protein binding. Bases 1 to 2826 code for a protein of 941 amino acids.
AUGGCUGACCCACUCGCAAUCGCAUCAGGGGUUGCGGGGCUGCUUUCGCUUGGUAUCCAGGUCACCCAAUCCUUGGUCAAUUUUUACACUGCGUACAAAGACCAAGACACGGACCUGGCAAAGCUUACUCGGAAUCUCGAUAGUCUUCAGAGCAUCUUCCGAGCCCUUGAUGUUGCAGUUGAGGAGCGUCAAUGGCAGGCUGCCACGCAAGACCUACUUCGAGAAGUCGAGAAGGCUGUACAUAAAUGCGAGGAAGUCAUCGCUGAGCUACAGAGCGAGUGUGAGAAAUUCCACAUAGACUCGGCCGCCGGUUUAAAGGAUCGCGUUAAGGUUGCUGGGCGCCGCGCGGCCUAUCCAUUCCGGAAAAGUACACAACAGAAGCUCGAAGAAGACGUCAGCGACAUACGUGAAAAACUGUUGUUUGCACUCGAUGUCCUGCAUACGAAGAGCCAUAGUCAGAUUCAGGAAGGCAUAUCUGAAGUAAAAUCACUUGUCGAACGAACAAUUGCCAGUCAAGCUACUUUAACGAUUCGUUGCUGGCUUAUGGCGCCGGAUGCAUCUUUCAAUCACAACGCUACGUGUGCGAAAUGUCAUCCAAGCACAGGUCUAUGGUUCGUCAACGGUCAUCAAUUUCGGACUUGGCUAGAGGAACCCAAUUCCUUCCUCUGGCUGAAUGGUUUUGCAGGGUGUGGCAAGUCGGUCCUCUGCUCAACCACAAUACAACAUACAUUCCGCGAGAUGGGAAUUAAAGCAGGAGUGGGAAUUGCAUUCUUUUACUUUUCCUUUGACGACGAGGCAAAGCAAGACGACAAUGGCAUGUUACGCACAUUGCUACUGCAGCUGUCCGUACAGCUAAAUGAUGGCCACAAAUAUCUAGAACAACUACAUGCGUUGUAUAAAUCCGGUUCUCCUCCAGUGGACGUGUUACUUGACUCGCUUCAACGCAUACUUCUCCGAUUUCACAGGAGCUAUAUUCUUCUCGAUGCGUUAGACGAGAGCCCCCGAUACAACAAAAGGGAAGGUGUCUUAAUAGCAAUCAAGGAGAUACGCAGUUGGUUGAUACCUGGAAUCCAUCUUUUGGUGACAAGUCGGAGCGAGUUUGAUAUCCGUGAAUCAUUAGAUCCUUCCUGUGACCAAGAUGUUCCGCUGAGGAAUUCAGCAACCGACAGAGAUAUCGCAAACUUCGUCUCCUAUCAGCUCAAAAACGACCUAAAACUCCAGAAAUGGAAAGAGCGUCAGGAGGAGAUUCAAAAUAAACUCACAAAAAGUGCACAAGGAGUCUUCAGAUAUGUCGAAUGUCAGUUCAAUGCUCUUCGGCGGGCGCGAAACCGGAACCAGCUUGAUGACUGCCUACGCACGUUGCCCCGUGAUCUAGAUGAAACAUACGAGCGAAUUUUGUGCGGUAUCAGAGAUGAAUAUGUCGAAGAUAUGCGCCGGCUUUUGACUGUGCUUUGUGUCUCCACCCGACCACUCACGGUCGAAGAGCUGAUCGACGCACACGCUGUUGAUCUAAAUGAGCCACCACGCCUUGAUCGUGAUGGCCGUUCGUAUGAACAAGACGAUCUUGUCGACAUUUGCCUUGGCCUUAUCGAGAUUGCCACAGACGACAGUAAUAGCCAAAACGCCUUGACUGCUCGCAUAGCACAUUUCUCCGUUCAGGAGUAUCUUCAAUCAAAUCGCAUAUCGCAACAGAAAGCAAAAAGCUUCGCCAUUCGAAGUACGCUUGCGAAUGCAGAAAUGGCACAGAUAUGCCUCGUCUAUCUCAUGGAGCCAGCUCUCUCUGGAGAGUUACUAGAUGACACAAAGCUUACGGAAUACCCACUCGCUCUUUUCGCCGCUAUACAUUGGUUCUAUCAUUACACAAACUCAAGCGAGGGGAUGGCUGAAAUUGAGCAACUUGUGGUCGGGCUGUUCAAAGACAAGACGAAAUCUUUCGCGACGUGGAUACGGUUACAUGACAUAGACAACCCGUUUGGAGUGUCACAGGAUUUGCAUCGCCCAUUUUCUAAUAUGGCAACACCUCUGUAUUACGCAGCCUUGUUGGGAAUAGGGACCGUCUUGGAUAGUAUCUUAUCGAUUGACACUAGGGAUUCAGAGUUACCGGAAAUCUUGAAUGCUCAAGGUGGGCGACUUGGCAAUGCACUCCAGGCUACAUCAUACGGAGGCCAUGAAAAGGCGGCACAGCAGCUGUUAGAUCGAGGUGCUGACGUUAACGCCCAGUGUGGAAAAUAUGGCAAUGCACUUCAGGCCGCAUCAGAGGGAGGCCAUGAAAAGGUGGUGCAGGUGCUGUUAGAUCGAGGUGCAGAUGUCAAUGCCCAAGGUGGAUUAUAUGGCAGUGCACUCCAGGCCGCGGCAUACGUAGGCCAUGGAAAUGUGGUGCAGAUGCUGUUGGAUCGAGGUGCCAACAUCAACGCCCAGAGUGAGCUGCUCGGCAAUGCACUCCAGGCUGCAUCACUCGAUGGUCAUGAAAAGGUGGUGCAGAUGUUGUUAGAUCGAGGUGCCGACGUCAACACCCAGGGUGGGCGUUUCGGCAAUGCUCUCCAGGCCGCAGCAAAUAGAGGCCACGAAAAGCCGGUGCAGAUUCUCCUGGAUAGCGGUGCGGAAAUCAAUACUCGGGGCGGAUUAUAUGGCAAUGCACUCCAGGCCGCAUCAAUAGCAGGCCACGAAAAGGUGGUGCAGAUGCUGCUGGAUCGAGGCGCAGACAUUAACGCUCAGGGUGGAAAAUAUGGCAAUGCAUUCCAGGCCGCUUCAUCGGGAGGCCAUGAAAGGGUGAUGCAGAUUCUGCUACAUGGAGGGGCCGGCGUCCCCACCGAUCGUCAGUUGUGA